Cuscuta epithymum is the source of this 1448-nucleotide messenger RNA. NCBI's taxonomy places the organism in Eukaryota, Viridiplantae, Streptophyta, Magnoliopsida, Solanales, Convolvulaceae. The record is from the annotation of a GenBank genome assembly.
CAACUGGCAAGGCUAUUUGGAGAUUGUGAUGCUGGCUAAACGAUGUGGCCUGAAGGUUCGAGCUGUAAUGGCAUUUCAUCAGUGUGGCACAUGUCCUGAUGAUCCCUUAUGGAUCCCUCUUCCUCAAUGGGUGAUAGAAGACAUAAAAAAGGAUCAAGAUUUAGCAUAUUCAGAUAGGUUUGGGAGACGCGGCAUGGAAUAUGUUUCCCUAGGAUGUGAUGUUCUUCCCAUUCUGCAUGGACGAUCUCCAAUACAAGCAUAUGCUGAUUUUAUGAGGCACUUCAGGGACACCUUUAGACCAUAUCUGGGAACCACCAUAACUGGGAUUCAAGUUGGAAUGGGGCCCGGUGGUGAAUUAAGAUAUCCUUCAUGCCCUUCACUAAAGCUAGCAAGGACAUGGCGCUCACCUGAACUUGGUGAAUUCCAGUGCUAUGAUAAGUAUAUGUUGGCUUCUCAGAGUGCAUGUGCUGGGGAAAUAGGGAUGCGUGAAUGGGCAAAUGGGGCCCCCAUUGGUGCUAGCAACUUGAUGCACAACCCUGAAAGCACAGAGUUCUUCAGAAGCGAGGGUUCUUGGAACACACCAUAUGGGGAGUUCUUCCUGAAAUGGUACUCUGGGAUGCUUUUGCUUCACGGAGAAAGGGUUUGCAAAGAAGCAGCAACUGUUUUCAGGGGCAUUGAGGUCAAUCUGACAGGUAAAGUAGGCGGGGUCCAUUGGCACUAUGGUACGCCAUCUCACCCAUCAGAACUAACAGCUGGCUAUUACAACACCUCAAUCAGAGAUGGACUCCUACCGAUUGCUCGCAUGUUUGGUAGAUAUGGAUUCACGCUUUGUUGUGCAUGUUUCGAGAUGCAAGACGUGGAAGAGCAACAGGUGAAUCCAGUGAGCAGCCCUGAAGGUUUUCUAAGACAGCUACUUCUUGCUGCAAGAAAUUGUGAUCUUCCACUUGUGGGUGAAAACUCCACGACCACUUUGGAUGACAAAUUUUUUGAGCAGGUGUUGAAGAUGUCGAAGUUCUACUUGGGUGGUUUGGAUAAACCGUCGUUUUCCUUCAACUUUGUCCGGAUGGACAAGAACUUGUUCGAAUAUCGGAAUUGGGUUAGUUUUACUUGGUUUGUGAGACAGAUGUCAGUUUCCAAUAUUGGUCGAGGUAGGAUAGGUUUUGGGGAAGGUGAUGCACCAGCGUCGUCUUCUUCUGCAGCCAGCAUGAGAGCAGUUCUUGCCUAGUAGCAUGCGAGGCUUCUUGCUAUAUGCAGCAACUUCUGAUUCAUUGUUCUGAAUUGCAGUUUCACGAGUAAAUUUUUCUACUCUGCAUUUUAUCAGGGUUUCCAUUUGAUUCUGAAUGGGAGCAAGCGAAACACUCUUCUCGCUCUCUCACUCACUCACUCUGUAUGUUUGUAGUGUAAAACAGUGCCCUCCAAUUAUUUUGAAAAUGGAUGGCUCAUGUUUC